Molecule: messenger RNA, 2224 nt
Organism: Alternaria rosae
Lineage: Eukaryota; Fungi; Ascomycota; Dothideomycetes; Pleosporales; Pleosporaceae
Exons: 2
Coding region: 447-2189 (580 amino acids)
Source: RefSeq, a predicted model, not a curated record
CCUGUGUUCUCGUUCACCGCGCGCCGCAGUCGGCACCAAGCGGCGAAGGUCGCCUUUGCUCCUAGUAAACACAUGUGGAUUGGGGGACGCAUAAGAGCAUGGAAGCUGUGGCAGCUAUGAUAUGAUGACCUCGACAUGUCCUUGAAACGCCUCCAUUGUCAACUGAACUCGCACGGGCGCCAGACCGUAGCAUCCACUAAAGUUUUGUCUUCACCUUCGAUCACGUUUGCAUGACUGGAUACAGCGUGCAUGCUUGACGUUACAAGACAACGAAUCUCUCCUUCACUGUGCACCACAAUAGCCAGAUUCGGUCGUCCUGCCGCCCGAGCUAGCAGCAAGUCACCCUCACCUUCACCACGUGUGCGGCAGUCUCGACAGAUAGUCACUGUCUUCAGCUCGAUGGCUCCAUUGCCUAAACACGACAACCCAACAAUUCCGCAGACACGAUGCAACCAGAAUACACCAUCUUAAGCUCCGAUUCAAGCAGCUCGGGCGACGACGACGAUAUCAUCUUCGUCCGAUCGGUCGAAAAGCCACGCGCCUCGAAGGGCAACAAUCGUCCAGCCAAAAAGCGCCCAAACCCCAAAAACGUCUCAGCUCAGGCGGUUUCCCCAAGCCCGGCGACCAGGAAGCGGAACGGCGGAUAUCAGGACACAAAGCGCACGAAAAUCAACAACGCGUCGGCUCAGGCUGUCACUCCUAGCUCUACGGCCAGAAAGCGAAGCGACGGUGAUCAAGCUACACCACGCGUCAACUCCAACAACAUCUUCGCUCAAGCUCUCUCCCCAAGCCCUGCGGCCAGAAAACCAGUCAGUAUUGGUCAAGGUCCAACGCAUACAGAACCCUACGACUUCUCGACCUGGGCAGUCUCCUCCAGCUCUGCGGCUAGAGCGCAAAUCGGCAAUAGAGAGGCCUUGACGAUUGCUGCUGAGAUCAACACCACGACUCGUGGUUCAGGACAGAACGAUACAUCCAUGCUCGCGACACGCAAAGUUCUGGAAGCAGCAUUGGGCAAGGAGGCUUUGGAAAGCCAAGAGAAAUCACUCGUGGAAAAGCAAAAGCGUACUGAUCAGUAUAUUGCGCGGCUGGAAGAAGCAGUCAAGCAGAAGGGAGGAGUAAAUGUUUCGCACAACCUCAUCGCCCAGGAUCAUAUAGCCAUGUUGAAGGCGAGGUAUGAGACAACGGAGAAAAUCGCCUCGACAGAGAUCAAGAUACUUCGCGAGAGUAACAAGAAGCUCACAGAGGACAAGACAAAGCUUACGCGCAGUAUCAAGCUAGUUCGAGACGGACAUGGCGCUGUGGAGGCCAUGGCACAAGAAGACGCUAGCGCGGAGAUUCAGAUACUUCGUGAGAACAACGAGAAGCUCUCUGAUGAGAAGAGCCAACUUUUGCGCAGCAUCAGUGUCAUCCAAGACGAGACUCGUAUGUGGAAGACCAAGGCAAAAAAGAAAGAAGCUGCCGGAGAAGAUCUGGAGAUACUGCGUGAACGCAACGCGAAGCUCACAGGAGAGAAUGCUGAACUUGUACGCAAUGUCGAGCAACUCAAAGACGAGCACAGUACUCUGCGGGCCAAUGUCUCCGCCUUGACACUGGACAUCUGCGAGCAGAAGAAGCUCUUCGCGUCCAAAAAGAUGCGACGAUCCAAUGGAGACGUCAAGGUCGCCACAACUGAGACUAAGAAACUCAAGAAUGAGAUCAAACGCUUCAAGGCAAGGAACAAAUGGUUGACUGAGCAAAACACCGACUUUUCCGGCAAACUCGCGGAACUGGAUACUGAGCGCCGUACCACUCUCGACUACCAGAAAGCCGCAAAACAGUCAGCAGAAGAAACUUCACUCGCACGUGAGCGCAUCGGGAAAUUGCAACAACAACUCGCCAAGCUGGAUCAAGAUUUCCGCGAGCGAGGUGAACAGCUUACCGAGCUUAGCCGGGACGCCGAGUCGAAGCGCAAGAUCAAGAAUCAGAAUAAGGCAGCCAUCAAAGCUAAGGGCCUGGUACAGACGCGUAUGGUAGGUAUGUUCACGAACUAUCGGAACCUCUUCAAGAAGAACAAGGCUCUGCUGGAGAAGCUGAAUUCGACGGCUGAGGCGGGAGCAGCUGGUCAGGAAGGAAAGACGUACCGCAAACAGCUGAAACUGUUGAAGGGUCUGCCGCUGAAGAAGCUGAGCGAGUUCAAGAGUCAGGACUAAUCAACUUUGUCGGCGGCCGUGUACGGCGAGGAGGU